Messenger RNA from Closterium sp. Yama58-4, 1086 nucleotides. The record is from the annotation of a GenBank genome assembly. Lineage: Eukaryota; Viridiplantae; Streptophyta; Zygnematophyceae; Desmidiales; Closteriaceae.
AUGUAUUGGCCUCUAACUUUUUUUCUUUUGUCUUUUCGCCCAUCCCCCAGUGAAGAAGUACUAAGAGAUGACGGGGCUGCUGGAUCUGAGACGACCUCAUGGGCUGCCUCAACAAGAAGGCUGCUGACAAGUUCGAUGGUUGCUGGGAGGAGCAAUCCUCCAUCCGCCACCCGCCUUGUCCUUCAUUGUACUUUAAGAGCUGCUGCUGCUGCUGGAUCGAAUCUUGAACGGAGCUGCAAACGAGAUCAACGGAUCUGCAAGCAAAGGAGAUCAACAGAUCUACUAGCAAAGGAGAUAAACGGAUCUGCGAAGACGAUUAAGGGAUCUGCAAAAGAGAUCAAUGGAUCUGCUGGGACGAUUAUUUGGAAGGAGGUGUCAUUUCAAAGAAUCCGAGUCUUCACUUCUGGAGUUGAACGUAGCCCUGCUGGAGUCGAAGUGAACUCCAUUGUUGCUGCUGAAUUCGCGUGCAUGGUGCUGCUGAAAUCGAAGACAAGGCUCGUGGUGCUGCUUGAAGUCAAAGACAAGUCCCUUGGUGCUGCUGAUGUCGAAGACAAGGAGAUCGAGUUGCUGGAUUACUCAAGAUCUGACCUUGUUUUGUUGCCUCGUGCAGGGAAGGAGCUGCUGGAAAUGAAGAAAACUGAAGCUUCUCAAGUCGAAUUGGAGACAUUCCUUGGGGAUCCGCCACCCAUCCGCCAUCGCCAUCGCCAUCCGCCUCCCCACCAUUCACCGGUUCUCCAACUUAAAUCCCAAGGAAUCCGAGUCUCCACUUCUGGAGUUGAACGUAGCCCUGCUGGAGUCGAAGUGAACUCCAUUGAUGCUGCUGAAUUCGCGUGUGUGGCGCUGCUGAAAUCGAAGACAAGGCUCAUGGUGCUGCUGCAGCCAAAGACAUGGCACGUCGUGCUGCUGAUGCCAAAGACAAGUCCCUUUGGUGCUGCUGAAGUCGAAGACAAGUCCCUUGGUGCUGCUGAUGUCGAAGACAAGUCCCUUGGUGCUGCUGAAGUCGAAGACAAGGAGAUCGAGACGUUGGAGUUGAAGGGAGGGGCCCCCUCCACUCGCCACCCGCCUUGUCCUCCUCUCUACUUUUAG